This is a messenger RNA of Mercenaria mercenaria, 1768 nucleotides long. Its product is annotated as steroid 17-alpha-hydroxylase/17,20 lyase-like. The record is from RefSeq and is a predicted model, not a curated record. The transcript has 8 exons. Gene Ontology annotation, molecular function: heme binding; iron ion binding; monooxygenase activity. Bases 375 to 1736 code for a protein of 453 amino acids. Lineage: Eukaryota; Metazoa; Mollusca; Bivalvia; Venerida; Veneridae.
AGCGGAUAUUCAAAAUCCAAGAUAAAGUUUGGAUAUUACAUAUUAUUAUGGCACUGAUAACAAUAUUGUGUGUAAGACAGGUAGACCUCGGCGUCUCCAGAUAAAGUUUGUGUACCUAGGUCAGUUGUGUCUAAAUAUACCUGAUAUGACAACUGCAAACUGCAAUGAACUUUUUGACCUUUGCAUAACUUAGGCAUGGGAAGUAAACAUACUGUUAAAAGUCAUUCAAAGCUGUGAAAUAUUCAAACACUUUCUGAAAGUUCAAAUUCUCGAAUUCCUACAGAUCUGGAUCAUAAUGUGCCCAAAUUCCAGUCUUUCAAGAACAAUGUUGUAAUACACACGUUACAUCAGGAUUCACGUAGCACCGGUGAGAAAUGUCUUUAGUAGGCGCACUGGCGAGAUGCAUCCUCGCAGUUCUCAGUUUUCUACAACGUCUGUUGCCACAUAGGAAAGGAACAAUUCCAGAGGCGGGAUUUAUCUUAAACAAAUUACUGGAGUCUGUAUUUGGAGACGACAAUCUGUUAAAACUUGAAUUUCUGACAGAUUUCUACGAAGAUUUUGGUUUAUUCCGCUUUGAUAACAAAAUAUACAUUUUCGAUCAGAAAUUAACACAAACUGUGAUUAACAAACUGGAGAAAGGAGCGCAUGAUUAUUUAGAAAACUCUCCACUUAAAGAUACGAUACUGGGUUCAACAAAUCGGAGUCCGGAAGUCAGACGGGCGAUAGCGACUAUCUUCAGAAAAUCUGUUCUUGAAGAGAAAGGAAAUUUGAUAAUCAAAGAUGUGGAGAAGUUCUGUGAUAAUAUAGCAGACGAAGCUAAUGCAGGUCAGCUUGUGAAUGUCACGGACUGGUCAUUACGGAUGGCUAUGGAUGUUGUGGGACAUAUGUUGUUGCAGUUAGACAUGCACGCACUGGAGGGACAACAAAAACUACUACUGAAAUGUCUGAUGACAAUAUUACACAGAUGCUACGCGUUAGGGGAGAUAACUGCUGACAGUAAGGAGUUCAAAGAAGCAAACGACACAUUUGAAAAGCUCACAACAAAAAUCCUAGCAGACGCUCUGAAAAUAGAAGAUCGUCACGAAGAGAAACGAUUAGUGGUUAAACUGCACGAGGCGUGUGGUUUUGACUUGGCUCGAGACAAUAUGAAAUUGUUCCUAAUGGCGGGUUCUGAAACUACAGCUGCUACAAUACCAGUGCUGGUUUACCUGCUAACCACCUAUACAGAUGUACAGGAAGAACUGCGAGAAGAGGUUGACGAAAAUAUCGACGCUCUGUAUAAAGAUCCUUCGCUUGCACUUCCAAAACUUGAAGCCGUCCUGAAAGAAGUUUUACGUGUGUACCCGAUAGCUCCUUUCAUCAGCAGACAGACGCUUGAAGAGGUCAAUGUGGGAGAUUUUACAUUCGAAGCAAACACUGACAUAAAAGCGUUCACAUGGGGUAUUCAUCGCUCCCAGAGACAGUGGUCAAAAUCGAAAGAAUUUAUUCCGUUUAGGUUUCUGGACAACACCAGUCGGGUAUCCUCUAAAAUGUACAUACCAUUUGGGGCUGGUUCGAGAGUGUGCAUAGGCCAGCACCUCGCCUGGUUAGAGCUUAAAAUUGCCACAGCUGUCAUGCUUCACAGAUUCAAUAUUUCAAAGGUUCCAGAGACUCGAACUCUCAGAUUUGUGACAGACUGGGCUCACGCUGUUGUUCAUCCAGACAAAGACUUGCUGUUUCGGUUUGAAGUCAGAUAAUUUGUAUUUAAAUAAAUAACUCGGAAAUUUUA